This is a messenger RNA of Aspergillus ochraceoroseus IBT 24754, 425 nucleotides long. RefSeq lists its product as uncharacterized. NCBI's taxonomy places the organism in Eukaryota, Fungi, Ascomycota, Eurotiomycetes, Eurotiales, Aspergillaceae. The annotation marks the transcript as partial. The transcript has a single exon. The record is from RefSeq and is a predicted model, not a curated record.
GAACUCGUUCUCUCGCUCUUAUCCUUUCCUGUUUUCUCUCCCCCCUCCCUCUCUCCCUCUUCCUUCGCCUCCGCUGCACUCUCUGCUCGAUCGGUCCAAGGUACGUGUGGUUUUGGCCAGCUGAAAAUUUAUCCCCUCCUGUCCUUCCCGGCAUUGGCAUGUGUGGUUGGACGCCCACCUAAAGCAUCCAGGUUGAUUUCUCCGGUGGCUAAUCACACUACCCAAAUAGCCCCGUUUUUUCUCUAGGCUCAGCGUUUCGCAACGCUCCGCUUCCGCGUGUCCGUCCGUGCUUUUCUUUCUCUGGAGCCUUGAUAGAUAUCUUCACACCUUUUUCUUCCUCUCUACAUUCAAUACCUUUUUUUUUUUUUUUUUUGCCAUCUCUCGCCCCCUCCCCGAUAUUAUUUUUCCAUCUCCUCUCCUCACCC